AUGACUUCAUCGAUCUUCUAUAAAUUCAAGAAUUCAAAAGACAGCGAGCGUAUAGUAUUCAACGGCACCGAUUUGAGUGUUUUCGAGCUCAAGAAGGAGAUUAUCAGCGCGAGCGGCCUCGGCGACGGAACCGAUUUCAACCUACACAUCUACCCUCAAGAUGACCCUGCUUCCGAGUACAAGGACGACACUACAUUAAUACCGCGAUCCUCCACCGUCAUAGCGAUUCGCCGCCCAGCGCCUCGCGGACAAGGUCGAGCUGCCAGAUAUGUCAACGGCAAGCCCCCUGUUCGUGCCUUCACUACACAAAGCAAGCCUGUCGCGCCUGCACCUCCCACAAGCAAUGCGACACCAGAAGAUGCUGAGGCCGCGUUCUUGGCUGAGUCAGCGAUGGCCUGGGACGCGCAGAAGGAGGCACUUUCACAUGCAAAACCCGUCUAUCGCAAGAACAACACCAAGAACGUCGUAGUCCCUUCACAUCCUCCCCCUCCAGGCUACGUAUGUCGCCGCUGUAAUAUCAAAGGCCACUGGAUUCAGGCCUGCCCUACGAACGACGACCCCGACUUCAAACCUGUUUUCCAAGCGAAGCGCACCACCGGCAUACCGCAGUCGUUCUUGAAGAAGGUCGAGAAGCCUGUCGACGAAGAGGCUGCAAAGGGCGUCAUGCUCAACGCCGACGGCGAAUACGUACAAGUCAUGACUGACCAGAAGACAUGGGACAAGUUUCAAGAGAAGACAAAUGCAUCACGAGCGCGCGCAGCAAGCGCUGACGCAGCAAGCAAAGAGCUCCGCGAGCGCGGAUUCGAAUGCCCCAUCGACAAUCAAAGAUUUGUCGACCCAGUCAAGACACCUUGUUGUGGUAAGACAUACUGCCGUGAGUGCAUCGACAAUGCGCUGGCAGACGGUGAUCUGAUUUGUCCAAACUGCGCAAAGGAGGAUGUUCUAAUGGAUGAUCUCGUUCCUGAUGACGAUAUGGUCAAGUCUCUCAAGGCAUACGACGCAGAGAAGGCAGCAGAGAAGGAAAAGGCAGCAAAGGCAGCAGUUGCUUCAGAAAAUGAAUCAGUUAAUCAAUCACUUGCUACUGACAACGCAUCUUCUUCUGUCGCAAAUGACGAUACAAAUGCCACCGCUACUGCUACUGCUACUCCAGCAGCGGCGGCGACUGCUGCGGCUGACGAAGUAUCCGAUACUGACUCAACCUCUUCAAAGAAGCGCAAGCAGCCUCCUACAGACAUCAAGCCUCCCACCGCACCGAAAGCCAUGCGCCAAGCGGCCGAUCCCGCCUCGAAGAUGGAGCAGGACUUUAUACAACAGAUGGAGAUGCUCAAGAACGCACCGAUGGGGCCUAUGGGAAUGCCGAUGGGUAUGCCUAUGCCAAUGCAGAUGCCUCAGCAAAUGGGAUUCCAUAACGGUUAUCAGAUGGGCUUCCAGCCGCAACAGCAGCAACAGAUGCCACAACAACAGUGGUUUCCUCAGCAAAAUUUUGGUUACAAUCAACAACAGUUCGGUCAGCAGUACAACCAGCAGCAACAGUACGGAUGGGGUGGACAGGGACAAGGGCAAUGGGGCAACGGGCUAGGGCAGGCACAAGGACAACAAGACCCUAAUGAUGCGUACGACAGGCAACCGGUCAAUCCUCGAGGUCGCAACCGCAGAUCUCGUGCACCAGAUUUCCGAUACCUUUGA
Molecule: messenger RNA, 1686 nt
Organism: Alternaria postmessia
Lineage: Eukaryota; Fungi; Ascomycota; Dothideomycetes; Pleosporales; Pleosporaceae
Exons: 1
Coding region: 1-1686 (561 amino acids)
Biological process (GO): protein ubiquitination; mRNA processing; ubiquitin-dependent protein catabolic process
Cellular component (GO): nucleus
Molecular function (GO): zinc ion binding; nucleic acid binding; ubiquitin protein ligase activity
Source: RefSeq, a predicted model, not a curated record